AUGGCAAAAUCUUCAGUAUUAGACUUGGAUCCAUCCUGGUUUGACCCCUUCAAAACAGUGUUGCAGCAGGUUCUUGCGACUAAGGAAGCCGAAUUGACCUUUGCUCAGAUCAUCGAUGGCCUACCAACUGCUCCUAUUGCCUUCAAAUAUGGCGUUGAUGAUAUGCGGUCAGAUAUUAUAGACCGAGCGGUCCCCUGCGGCGAUUCACUUUCUAUCUUUCAAAGCUUCCGUGAGAAAUUCGAUACUUCUACCCUUCAGCUUGACUUGCAGGCAUGA
Molecule: messenger RNA, 276 nt
Organism: Ophidiomyces ophidiicola
Lineage: Eukaryota; Fungi; Ascomycota; Eurotiomycetes; Onygenales; Onygenaceae
Exons: 1
Coding region: 1-276 (91 amino acids)
Source: RefSeq, a predicted model, not a curated record